AUGUCCAGAGCAGACCAGCACGACUCGGAUCCCCUUUCUCUCUAUCGCCACUCCCAGGAUAGAGACUAUGGCCAGCAUACCACCUUUGUCCAGCAGGAUCGCAGGCCAUCGGUCUAUGCAGGCGCCAUGGCACGAUCGCUCGCUCUCCAGGAGCAUCGUGACUUCAAUUAUGGCCUCCCAGCCGAAACAAACACACACAAUCCCACCUCAACUCUCCCCCAUCUUUCCUCUUUUCCUGUCUUCAACCAUCAUAAUCACCGCCCCUCCCCCCCGCAAAACUCCGCCAGCGCUAUAUUUCCCUCUACCAGUCCUACCGACCGCGACUCUCCUUUCUAUCGCCAGUCCCAGGCCUCCAGUGCCGCCGUUGCUGCAGCUACCUCUAUUGCAUCUCGCUCAACCCUUUGGUGGAGCGAGCUAGAGCCUUGGAUGGAUGAAGAGUAUGUCAAACAAGUCUGUGGUCUCAUGAAUUGGGACCCGGCGAGCAUCAAGGUUCCCCAUCCCGCCCCAGAUCCUACUACCGGCCAGCAGGCAAACAAUCCGGGUUACUGUUUUUUGACUUUCCCGUCCCCCGCCCACGCCGCCUCCGUUCUCGCCCAGAUCAACAAGGGCGGGCCCCUCACGAUGCCUAAUUCGUCCAAGCCAUUUGUCAUGAAUUGGGCGUCCUCCACCGCUACUGCAUCGCCUUUGACUACUUCUUUCCCGUCCACAGCGAUUCCUCAGACUCCCGCCGCUACACAACAGUAUCCCAAGGAAUAUAGCAUUUUUGUCGGCGAUUUAGCGCCAGAGACUUCCAAUUCCGAUUUGGUGGCCGUAUUCCGUAAUCCAGUCCUUGGACUACGCAAUGACAGAGAGCCAAAGUUUAUCAGACCGUUCCUGAGCUGCAAGAGCGCCAAAAUUAUGCUCGAUCCGUCAACCGGUGUCUCUAGGGGCUAUGGAUUUGUCCGAUUCACAGACGAGGCAGAUCAGCAGCGCGCCUUGAUUGAAAUGCAUGGACUUUACUGUCUAUCGCGUCCUAUGCGUAUCUCACCUGCGACGGCGAAAUUCAAGGCACCUCAGGCUAUCCCUGGCUUUGACCUCCAGCAGGCUCCAUUUGGCGCCGCCAGUAACAGUGAAAUCACGGACCCUUCCAGUCAAGCAGUGACCAUCGCUCUGCCUCUGCCAAAUUCUACGCAGACAAAGAGUGUCUCAGCGCCUAUCGCUGCAGCUGGUUCCUCGCUAUCACUCAACAGCAAUGCUACCACUGGAUCGUCAAUUGGCGGGUCUCACUCCAUCAACUCUAUGAGCACUGGCACCUCCUCCAGCGCCAGUUUGUCCACGUCGGCGUAUGCAUCUACCGAUGACAUGAUCAGCAUCCCACCAGCAACACAUAUGGGACACCACCAAUUCAAUAGUUUCGAUACCAGUCCCAUCAAAAUGGCGAGUGUUAAUCCCUUCAUUCAGGAGGCUCAACUGCGACAAGUUCUUGCUCAGCAGGCGGAGGACCCCUCCCCGCGAUAUGUCAUUUCGGCCGAGUCCUGGAAACACCACGCGCAAGCUCGUGCCAUCCUCGGAAACUUGAUUGGGCCCAACGGCGAGCAGCUCACGUCGACGGACCCAUACAACACCACUGUUUUCGUGGGUGGAUUGUCGCCUCUCAUUUCUGAGGAUACUUUGAGGACCUUUUUCGCACCCUUUGGAGAUAUCCAUUACGUCAAAGUUCCCGUGGGCAAGCACUGCGGAUUUGUGCAAUUCGUUCGCAAAGCAGAUGCAGAGAAGGCUAUCGAGAAGAUGCAGGGUUUCCCUAUAGGAGGGAGUAGGAUUCGGUUAAGUUGGGGCAGAAGUCAAUAUAAAGCCGCGCAGGCCGCCGCACAAGCUGCACAAACAGCGGCUCUACAGAGUCAUUUCAACUCCAUCGCUCUCCCUGCACCUCUUCCUCACGCUGUGAACACACUCACCCAGGACCAGGCCCUUGAGAUUUUGCAAAAGUUCUCUGCACAGGGAUACUACAAUGGUGGGGGUCCCUCCAGCUCGUAUGAAGUCAGUGAAAUUGAGAAUGCUCUCCUCACAUUUGGAGCUCGCGAGGAGAAGAAAGAAGAAGCACCAGCACCGUCCGCAUCGACGUCGAACUUCACUUCUGCUUCGCGUCCCGAAGUGACUCGCGCUCAGUCGAGCUUCUCGCCAUUCUCCCCUGAUCCGAACAAUUUGUACAUGACCUCGGGAACUACUAGGAGAGAAUCUCCUUACUCGAGGGUGGAGACUUUGCCUCAUCCUUCGAAAGCGUAUGCUCCCGGAUUUUUGUCCCUGCAACCUCCCGAACUCAAGGUCAAUGUUGCCAAUAAUGGUUCUAGUUCGGAGAAGGUCUCGCCGACCUCUGCCCGCCCUUCGAGCGGCGCUCGUUACACUGGCAGUUUCUCAGGAGAUUCUGAACCUCAUACCUCAUUGAAUCGCGCGCCGGGACGUACCGAGGCUCCUAUCUCUCGCCCGUCGUCGGGACAAAUGUCGGUUCCCGCUGCGGAUGCGGAUCCCAUUCAAGAUUUGAACGGGACCCUUGCCAGCCUCGACCUCGACCGUUCGUGGAAGUCUCCUGAGAUCUCCCAGGGCAGGGCUAGUGGUUAG
Molecule: messenger RNA, 2595 nt
Organism: Psilocybe cubensis
Lineage: Eukaryota; Fungi; Basidiomycota; Agaricomycetes; Agaricales; Agrocybaceae
Exons: 5
Coding region: 1-2595 (864 amino acids)
Biological process (GO): mRNA splice site recognition
Cellular component (GO): cytosol
Molecular function (GO): mRNA binding
Source: RefSeq, a predicted model, not a curated record